Micropterus dolomieu (smallmouth bass) is the source of this 1216-nucleotide messenger RNA. Its product is annotated as methyltransferase-like protein 7A. The coding region runs from base 1 to 735 and encodes 244 amino acids. Gene Ontology annotation, molecular function: S-adenosylmethionine-dependent methyltransferase activity. The transcript has 2 exons. Lineage: Eukaryota; Metazoa; Chordata; Actinopteri; Centrarchiformes; Centrarchidae. The record is from RefSeq and is a predicted model, not a curated record.
AUGAAGUAUUUUCUCAUGAAAUUAUGCAAGCUACUUUGUUUUGUUCUGACUUUGCCUGUACGUCUAAUGGAGAUCAUAGGCGUGUACGGUAUGUACAAACGUCUGUUUCCCUUGCUUGCCUACAAUAUAACAUUUUCAUACAACGACAAAAUGCACAAAACAAAGAGGGAGCUUUUCCGAAACGUGGGCAAAUUUGCAAACACCGACGGUACUCUUCGUCUGCUGGAGAUCGGCUGCGGCAGCGGGGCAAACUUCAAGUUUUACCCCUACGGCUGCACGGUAAUCUGCACUGACCCCAACCCGCACUUCGAGAAGUACCUGCGGAGGAGCAUGGACGCAAACGCGCAUUUAACUUAUGACGAAUUUCUAGUCGUCUCUGGAGAGGACAUGAAGGGAGUGAAGGACGAGUCAGUAGACGUCGUAGUCUGCACCUUGGUUCUCUGUUCUGUCAGCAACGUGCCGUCGGUGCUGAGAGAGGUCCGACGCAUUCUCAAAACAGGUGGAGCAUUUUACUUUUUGGAACACGUUGUCUCAGAUCCCUCCUCCUGGACAUACUUCUUCCAGCACAUGCUUGAGCCUCUGUGGUACUAUCUUGGGGAUGGAUGCAUGAUUACCAGAGAAACGUGGAAAGAUCUAGAGGCAGCUGGUUUCUCUGAAAUUUAUCUUAAACACAUUGAGGCUCCAGAGGUUACUCUCAUGAUAAGACCACAUAUCAUGGGAUAUUCCAUUAAAUGACUGCAGGGGAGAAUGGGGUAACUUUAUUGAUGACAUUUUCUGCACCCAUUUGUAUAAGAUCUGCUUACAUUUUCAUGGAACAAAAAUGACACUUGUCACACUGCCUUUUUUGAGUGAAAAUAUAUUUAUUUACUUACAGAAUCAGCAACAUUUAAUACACCGUUUGUUCUUCUUCCCCAUCCCUCCCAAGAUGUACAUAAUAAAUAUUACCUGGACACUGUGCUUUUUUUUCCCUGAUUGUCUAAGUAACUGCCAAGAAACAACCUACCAAACCACACUCAAUGUCAUCAUUUCUGUUACCCUUUAUAUUCCAUUGCACAAAAAUAAGGAAUGAAAUUGUAACAUCUCCUUUAAGGGGAAUUGCUGGUUCAAGAUAUAAACAGGAAUUAUGUCUGUGUAGUAAUUAUACAGUCAGAAUUCAGUGAUGCUGUUAAAAUAUAUUUUUUAAAAGAGCUCCAACAGCAACAUUUUUUAAAAAACA